AGUUCAAAAAAGACGUUCGUUCUGUUUAGUAGUAUUGUCGGUGCAUGUAAAAUAAUUACGAUUAUUUAUUUAUCUGUUACGUUUAUAAAUAUUUGUUGUGUGGUUGUUAUACCAAUGUGUUAAAAACAAAUAUCAUAUAGUGUGAAUACCUCGUUUACUUGAAUUUGCCGUGGAAAAUAAAUUAACAGGUGAUGCCGACGAAUACACCCUGAAUGGAUCGAUAUCGUUGACUUUCGAGUCUGGAAUAAUUUUACGGAGGUAUAGGGGUGGUGGAUCAUGGAGAAGUCAGCUCGACCACGAACAGCACUCAACGAGUGCGUUAAAGUGAUCGUUCGAUGUCGACCCCUUUCAGAUAGGGAGCAAAAAGAGGGCUACGAUGAGGUUGUGAAGGUGUGGCCGGAGCGUGGUGCCGUGCAGGUGUACAAUCCCAAAGGUCAAGACAAGCUGUUCACAUACGAUGCCGCCUACGAUUGCACAGCAGAUACACAAACCAUCUACGAUGAGAUGGUCCGGCCAUUGGUGGCGAGCGUGUUGGAUGGCUUCAAUGGAUGCGUGUUCGCGUACGGUCAGACGGGAACAGGAAAGACGCACACGAUGGAAGGUACUACGGAACACGAGGGCAUCAUCCCGCGCGCCUUUCGACACAUCUGGGCGCACAUAGAGAACAGCGCUUCGCCGGAUGUAACCCACCUUGUCGCUUGCUCAUACGUCGAACUGUACCUGGAGGAUGUCCGCGACCUGCUCGCCAAAGAUGGCAAGAAACUCACCAUAAGAGGACAGGAGCUGAAUGGCUUCUAUAUCCCAGAGAUGACGUCGGUGGUGUGCAAGUCAGCCGCGGAGAUGGUACGCGUGAUGCGCGCAGGCAACCGAAACCGCGCCGCCGGCCGAACCGACAUGAACGAGCACUCUUCACGGAGCCACGCCGUCUUCCUCGUCACCGUGGAGACCGCACAUCGCGCCACCAACCGCAUACGCGUGGGCAAGCUGAACCUGGUAGACCUAGCGGGCAGCGAGAGGCAGCGUAAGACCGGCGCCUCCGCGGACCGGUUGCGGGAGGCGGCGCGGAUCAACCAGGCGCUCUCAUCACUGGGGAACGUUAUAUCCGCGCUCGCUGAGAACAGUCCACAUGUGCCCUACAGAGACUCGAAGCUGACACGUAUCCUGCAGGACUCGCUGGGCGGCAACAGUAAGACCAUCAUGAUCGCCAACAUCGGCCCCGCCUCGUACAACUACGACGAGACCAUCACAACGCUGCGGUAUGCACACCGGGCCAAGGCGAUUAAGAACAAGCCGGUUCGCAACGAGGAUCCGAAGGAUGCUAAACUGCGCGAGUACCAGGCGGAGAUUGAGCGCCUGCGAGCCCUCAUAGACAAACGCCGCGCCCUCGAGCGACGUCGCAAGCCCGCGCGCGCCCGUCCGCCACCCGUCGCAGCUGAGGAAGAAACAGAUAGCAUAGAAAGCGAACAUUUAUUAGCAGAAUCCACCAUAGAACAGGAGAAAUGUAAAACAGAAGAGCUAGAGCAUCAGAUUAGAGCGUUGGAGGACAGAUUAGUGCAGGGCGGUGGCGGGAAAGACCUCAUCAACAACUUGAACGAGAGUCAAAUGAUACUUGAACAGAGGAACAUGGAGAUCACGGAGAGGAAAAAGAGGGAAGUGGAAAUGCAGCAGAAGAUAGAUCUAGAGGAAGAGACCACCGCUAUAGUUACUAAUACCUUUACUACUUUACAACAAGAAGUCGACCAUAAAACGCAACGAUUAAAGAAAUGCCUGGCGAAAUACACGUGCGUGCGGGAGGAGACCGCGGAGCAGCGAGAAGCGCACGAUGCUGAGCGCCGCGAGCUGGAGGCGCUGCACUCGGCACUCAUAGCGGAACUGCGCCGACGUCUGCUGCUCGCGGACAGCUUCAUACCGCAUGCGGGCCGGGCAGCUGUGCUGCGGCUGCGGUACAACGACGAUACCGACACUUGGGACCUGCCGCCCAGUAGCGGGGCGGAGCCUCUGUCUGUCCGUCCGGUGGCGUGCGGCGGGCGGCGGCCGCAGUGCGCGGUGUACUGCAGCAGUGCCGCGCCCCCGCGCCGCCGCCCCCACCAUCUCCUGGACCUGGCGCCCCUGCCCCUGCCACCUACCGCGCGCCCCUACCCGCGACCACCCACCGCCACCACGGCACACGUGCAGGUGACAGAAACCGUGGUAAAGAAGGAGCCCGAGAUCGUGGAAGCGAGACGGAAGACUGGACGCGCGCGCCCCCCCUCUGCACACCAUCGGCUCGGCACCGCCGGCGUGCGUUAGGUCACCGUCAUGUUGCCUCAUUAUAAAAGAAGAUUGCGACGGUCCCCCGGAACGUGGCUGAUCGUUCCUUCGGGAGGAACGACGCGUUCGCGAAGCACCGCGUCUCAGACUGAAAUUCAAGAGUAUUUUCGUCGACGAGAUGCGGCCGCCCCUCGACGAUCGACUCGAUCGAAAACUAUGUUUUCUACGCUUUUUUAUGUUUGAAAAUUCUGGUAAAGUAAAAUGAUAGUUUUUAUUGUAUUGUAUGUGUCGCUUCGCCGGCAACACGAUAUUUUUGUACCGCACCAGGGCGGCGAUGCCGUCGCCGAGUCGCAGAUUCCAGUGAUCAUGAUCUGUGAAAGUGUCCAAUGAUGAUCUCAUCCGUAUUAUUUCCUGUGCUGCUGGGCGCGGGAGCACCCUAUGUAUUAUUCGAUUGAAGCACGCCCCGCUCCCGUGUGCUCGGAGCGGUAAUUGAAAAUUUAAUUAUGUUCCGAUUUCUCUUCGGACAUGCCAAGUGUUUUUACAUCAAGUUUUUAGGUUGUUUAGUCAGUUUUGGUUAUCGUUUGUUUUCUACGAUGUUGUUUUAACGUUGUUAUAUUUUUUAAAUUUUAUUUUGCGCUUCGUGUUCGUUUGCGAUGAAGCGAGUGAUAUUAGGUAGUGUAUUAUUAUCAUAAUAUAUAUAAUUGAAAUUCGCAUUGUAUAGAACAAUGAAUUGAAAGUAUUUAUGAUGUGUAGUCCGGUUGUCUCUCUACGAGAUCGUCCGAAUCCUUCGGGUGAUGCGUGUCAGCGCCUCGCAGACUGUGUUAUGUUCAAAUGUAUUACCAAAGAUUGAAACGAUUCAUUCCACGGAACCUGCCCGACUAGUUUUUGAUGUUAAAAGUGAACAUGUUCCUUUAUUUAUAUGUAACUUAAUUAGUGAAUGCGUUUUAUUAUUUCUAGACACGGUUUCUAGUCAAUGAUCCUUGUAAACAAAUAAUGUAAAUAAUAAUUAUAUUGUAGGUAUUUAAAAGUAUAUAGGUAAUAGGUUAGUGGCUAAAUUCGCACAAUUCUUUUUGAAGACCAGUUGACAUAUUGAUUUGUUGUCAUAAUAAUGUUGCUCGUUCAGUCGAUCCCAAAAAUUGCAAGUCACAGGUGACCGUUACCAAAUCAAGUUUCACCAUACGUUAGUACGUAUGUUUUAUGAUUUAUAUAAACAGCUUUUAUAAAUUUAUUAUAAACAUAUUAUAUCUAUACUUUCAAUUGUGUGAUAAGUUUAUUAUUAUUUUGAAUGUAUAGGAUGAAAUCAUGUGAUAUGUGAAUAUAUUUGAAAGCGCUAGUCAGCUGUGCCGCAUACAAGCUUAUACUCACUAAUAAAAUGUUUCAAACG
Messenger RNA from Diatraea saccharalis (sugarcane borer), 3634 nucleotides. The record is from the annotation of a GenBank genome assembly. Lineage: Eukaryota; Metazoa; Arthropoda; Insecta; Lepidoptera; Crambidae.